This is a messenger RNA of Fraxinus pennsylvanica, 1320 nucleotides long. The record is from the annotation of a GenBank genome assembly. Lineage: Eukaryota; Viridiplantae; Streptophyta; Magnoliopsida; Lamiales; Oleaceae.
AUGCAAGCAGAUAACGGUUCUGAAUCUAAUAAAGAUAAUAAUGAGAGUAAUAAUAAGGGCGGUGGGCAGCAGGCGGCGCAGCCACAACAGGCAGUGACGGCCGCCGUGCAAGGACAGCCUUGGGUGGCGAUGCAGUACCCGGCGGCGGCUAUGGUAAUGCAGCAUGGGAUGAUGCCUGCGCCGCAUUAUCCGCCCCACUACAUGCCGUACCAUCAUCACCACUUCCACCAGGUUCACCACCCACCAACGCCACCACCGCAGCAGCAUCAUAGCAACAGUAAUGGAGGAUCCAAUGGCGAGAACCGUACUAUCUGGAUGGGUGACCUCCACAAUUGGAUGGACGAGGAUUAUCUCCAGAACUGUUUCUCUUCCACCGGAGAGGUAGCCUCCAUUAAGGUUAUUCGUAACAAGCAAACAGGCUUUUCCGAGGGAUAUGGAUUUGUUGAGUUCUUUACACAUGCUGCUGCUGAGAAAGUGUUGCAAACUUAUUCUUGCAUUUCUAUGCCCAACACUGAUCAACUUUUCCGUUUGAAUUGGGCUACAUUUAGCAUGGGUGACAAACGCACAAAUAAUGGUUCUGAUCUUUCUAUAUUUGUAGGAGAUUUAGCUGCAGAUGUUACUGAUAGCUUACUGCAUGAAACUUUUUCUAGUAAAUAUCCCUCUGUUAAAGCUGCUAAAGUAGUCAUUGAUGCCAACACUGGUCGAUCAAAGGGCUAUGGCUUCGUUAGGUUUGGAGAUGACAACGAAAGAUCACAGGCUAUGACUGAAAUGAAUGGUGUCUAUUGUUCUAACAGGCCCAUGCGAAUUGGUGCGGCAACACCGAGGAAAUCAUCUGGAUACCAACAACAAUAUUCAUCCCAAGGUGGGUACUCAAAUGGAGUUUCAGCCCAAGGCUCGCAACCUGAUGGAGAUACCCUAAACACAACAAUUUUUGUUGGAGGGCUUGACCCUAAUGCCAGCGAAGAAGAUCUCAGGCAGCCAUUUGUGCAGUAUGGCGAAAUAUUAUCUGUAAAGAUACCAGUUGGGAAAGGAUGUGGGUUUGUACAAUUUGCUAAUAGAAAUGACGCUGAGGAGGCAUUGCAGAAGUUGAACGGUACAACAAUUGGAAAUAAAACUGUACGGCUUUCUUGGGGACGUAAUCCAGCAAAUAAGCAGUCGAGAGCUGAUUUUGGAAACCAGUGGACUGGUGCAUACUACGGAGGGCCUUUUUACGAUGGCUAUGGAUAUGCUGUGCCGCCCCAUCACGACCCAAGCAUGUAUGCAGCAGCAGCCUAUGGGGCUUAUCCUGUGUACGGAACCCACCAACAGCAAGUAAGCUGA